GAGGUAAUGAGGUCGUUGCUCUGCUUUGUAGUAGCUAGCAAAACUUAGAGUGAAUCAGCGAAUUUAUUUAUUUCCUAACCCUCAACUAUAGUCAAGAGAUUUGGACCAAAACAACAAGACCCUGGAUACAGGCAGCCAGAGGUGCGAACUCGAGUCACAUGACUUGAACUCGAGUCAGCCUCGAGUCAUUAUUUUUAAUGACUUCUGACUUGACUUGAUAAAAUUUAUAAAGACUUACGAUUUGACUCGGACUUGAUUGCCAGUGACUUGCAACUUUAAUCGACUCGCAUCUGUUGACUUGAUGAUGACUUGAGCAUAUUUGAUAUUUUAGCAGAAAAGUGACACGACAUGGACAAAAAUCAUGAAUCAUUCUUCGUUCUGGGUUUGAUUUACUGCUAAAUGCAGCAGCACUUUGUUUAGAAUCAGUUUCAGUUGCAUUUUCUGCUUGUUUGUGCAAAUAGACGAAGCUUUAAGAAGCUUUAUUUCUGGAAUUUAUUUAUUAUCAUUGUCCUUACAUUGAAGUUGGACAGAUGACUUGAUUACGACUUGAAAAUUCAAAGUUAAGAACUUGGUCUUCCACAUCAUUGACUCUGGACUCGACUUGGACUUGGUUGUCUUUGAUUUGGACUUGACUCGAGACUUGACUGGAAGAUUUGUGACUUACUUGUGACUUGCAAAGCAGUGACAUGGUCACACCUCUGCAAGCAGCUGAAAUGAGCUUCCUCCAAAGGUGACUCUGGGUCAGCCUUUGAGACAAAGGUGGUGGAAGCUCAGACUGGAACCACUGGUGCUCCUUAUCAAAACGAUAUUUUGGUUAGCUAAGUUGAUGGUAGUGCUAGGGUGCUAAUGCUAGUUUUGUCAAUGGUUCACAGCAGACUUGAUCACGUUGCUGUUCCUCAUAUCCACUCGACUUACUAGACAAGAAGUCAAUUUGUAAGCAAUCUGUGACUGCAAAUAGGAGGAAAAACAUAUUUUUGCACUUUUACCCAGGCUAAUGUUUUUCUUAACCAUUAGUUUGGUGGCAGGAUCCAGCAGGUGGAGAUGUUUCUCUCCUUUCCCAGGUGCUGAGUGGUCCCAGCUGGAGCCAACUACCUCAUCAAGGCAGCAGUAUUUAGGAGGAGUGGAGCCACCAGACCAACCCCUUCCGCAUCUUUGAAGACCCAGGAAGUUCCUUAUCGGUUCAUACUUUCAAGUUCUCUUCUCCAUGUCUUCACUGGUUUGGACGUCCGUCUCCCUGGGUGUGGCCACUCCUCUCUCCGCCGCUGCAAUAGCUCCAGCACUGGAUUCUGCCAAGCCGCUCAGCUCUCCUGUGGAAAGAAAACACCACUAACCCACCGCGCAGCUCGCACAACCUUCAACCACCCUGAAUACUCACCUCUCUCUCAGGACCGGUCCCUCCGCAGCUCCAGAAGUCAUCCAAUUUAAAUCCCAGCUGGCUUCACCGUCUAAGGGGGAAAUUCAUGCAGAAGACGCAGAAGCUGCAGAUUUGGGUUUCAGUGCUGCACCAAUCAGAUUCCUUCUUAAAGAAAUAUGACAAAAGAUUGAAAAUGUUUCCUUUUCCUGUUUUUCCAUAUCUAGAAGUGACUCUCUGAAUACAAGAUGUCUUGGCCGGCUCUGUACGCUCAGCUGGUCGGGGUGAACCGUCACUCCACUUCUCUGGGUAAAAUCUGGCUCUCUGUGCUGUUUAUUUUCCAAGUCAUGGUUCUUAUUGUUGCUGCGGAGAGCGUCUGGGGGGACGAGCAAUCUGAUUUCACCUGUAACACGCUACAGCCCGGCUGUGAGAACGUCUGCUAUGACCAGUUCUUUCCUGUCUCCCAUAUCCGCCUCUGGAGUCUUCAGCUUGUCUUCGUCUCCACACCAACACUCCUGGUCUCAAUGUAUGUGGCUUAUCGUAACCGUGGCGACAAGAGACGGCUUAUUCAGAGUUCAGGUCGAGCUGGUUUCCUCGGCAACAAGGGACAAGAGGAAGAAUUAGAGACACUGAAGGAGAGGAAGCUGCUUGUCACUGGCGCCCUCUGGUGGACAUACAUCUGCAGCCUGGUGGUCAGGCUUCUGUUUGAAGGUGGAUUCAUGUACGCCUUGUAUGUGGUGUACAAUGGUUUUCAGAUGCCCCGGCUGGUGCAGUGCAACCAAUGGCCAUGCCCCAACCUGGUGGACUGUUUUAUCUCCCGCCCCACAGAGAAAGCUAUCUUCACUGUUUUGCUGGCCACCGCUUCUUCCAUCUGCAUGGUCCUCAAUAUGGCUGAGGUCGCUUAUCUUAUCGCCAAGGCUCUCACUAGGUAGAGGUUGUUAAUCAGUCAGGUGACCCCCCUCCCCUUUCCAUUUUAAAAACGCAUUUUACAUGUGCCUUUGAGUUUCAGCUCAAAGUGUGCAAAUUCAUGUAUAAGGAAAAUCUGUGAAUGCUAAAGAAAAUUCAAGGAGCAGCAAGAAGAAAAUCGGGAUUAGAACGAACCAGAUAUCCACCGAGUCAACCUGAACAUCUGAGAGACGACUGGAAAAUUUGUAAAUGUCCCAUGAAUGUAAAUAUAUUUCCAAAAAGAGGGAAUAUUGUAUGAAACCCAAGAUGUUGACGUGCAACAGGAGUGAAGAAGAAAUUUUCCUAAGAUGUGUUAAGUUUGACAUGGAAUCAUUUGUUAAAAAUCUUCACUGAACAGCUGCACAUUAGGAUAAAAUGGAGGGCAAACGUGCAAAGAACAAUAAUGCAGUUUGGAGCCACAGUGGCGUCUACUGAACAGCACUGAAACAGCAUUAAAGGUUGAAAAUGGAACAUCGACACUGGCGAACACACAGGCGAACUCUGGUCUUCAACGGUGGUAUUGCAACAGGAGGACUAAUUUUCCAGCCGUUGGGUGUUGGUUUACUGCUGACACAUUCCAGCAUCGUGUUCAGAGACAAACCGUACAAGAUAAGGACUAAUUUCUAUUAAUAAGUUUAUUUUACAACAGUAUUUACCGUUAGAACAUAUUCUGGGCUCAGAAUCAGCUGCUCGACUUGUCAAGUCUGCCAUUUUACGCCGUCCCAACCUUGCCUUGCUGAGCGGACUUUUUAGAGCAACGGUGCAAUCUAGUGACUGGUAGAUGUAAACAAAAACAGUGUCAUGCCCAGCAGAAUAAAAAUGUGAUAAUUUAUCUUUUUAAAUAUAGCUUUUAAAGCAGAAACUACACAUUCAUUUUGCACACCUCUGAUCGCCCCAUGGAGGUAUUAUUUUUAUU
Molecule: messenger RNA, 3212 nt
Organism: Nothobranchius furzeri (turquoise killifish)
Lineage: Eukaryota; Metazoa; Chordata; Actinopteri; Cyprinodontiformes; Nothobranchiidae
Source: RefSeq, a predicted model, not a curated record